AUGACUUCAAUUCUCUCUUGGUUCCGGGGGCUGUAUUCUCUGGAUACGUUGGAUACUCGGUUUAUUGUCUCUUCAAAUACUCCGCUCAAGGCUGUCGCCGCUGACACGCGAUCUGCUCCCGCCAAAGAUGCCCGCGCAAACGCAGUUGCCAGCAAUGCGUCCCCUUCUAAAUGGCGCACGCCCGAGUUCUGGACUUACUAUGUCGUCUUUGUAAUCGCGGUACCACUAAUGUUCAAAACGGUUAUUGAAGUCUCUCAGAAGAGCCAUCCAACUUACCCAGCGUACUCUCAUCUACUGUCUCCUGGUUGGAUAGCUGGGCGCCAAGUUGACAAUUCAGAUUCGCAGUAUUCCAGUUUCCGCGAUAACAUCCCCUACCUGCUCGUGCUUUUGGUCACCCAUCCAUUGCUCCGUCGCGUAUACGAGCGUUUUGUGCAGCCGGUAGAUACAGCCCCCACCAAUUCAAAAACCAAUGCGGUUACGACUCAGGGAGACGCUCGGCUUCGCCGCCGGGUAUGGUUCGACUUCUACUUUGCCGUGGUUUUUAUCGUUGCUCUCCAUGGCGUGUCUGCUAUAAAGGUGCUCGGUAUAUUAUAUGUGAACUAUAGGAUUGCGAAAUCUCUCCCGCGACGAUAUGUACCUGCGGCUACCUGGACAUUCAACAUAGCGACACUGUUUGCCAACGAACUCUGUGCAGGCUACCAUUUUGAACGUCUGGCUACCAUGCUGGUGUCCUCGGCAGAUAGUGCCCCUUUGGUCCUAUGGGCCCGAUAUCUCGAUAGCUUGGGAGGUAUCAUGCCUAGAUGGGAAGUGCUGUUCAAGGUCACGAUCCUCCGACAGAUCAGCUUCAACCUGGAUUACUACUGGAGCCUCGAUUACCCAGCCUCUGGCCCCAUUGAAAAGAAACAAACUGAUCCCGCGGCACUGUCUGAGCGUGACCGUGUGACCAUCCCGGCAGAGCCGUCUGCCUUCAAUGGCCGCAACUAUGUCGCAUAUGUUCUUUAUUCACCACUGUAUCUGGCUGGCCCCAUCCUGACAUUCAACGACUAUAUCUCACAACAGAGAUUUCCACCACUAUCUCUCACCAGAUCCCGUGUCACCCUGUAUGCUGUCAGAUUCUUUUUGACCGUGCUGGCCAUGGAAUUCAUCCUCCAUUUCAUCUAUGCUGUCGCGAUCUCUCAAGCACACCCGGACUGGUCGUUGUAUAGCCCCGGCCAACUCAGCAUGCUGGGCUUCUUCAACCUGCACAUCAUCUGGCUAAAGCUUCUGAUCCCAUGGAGAUUUUUCCGGCUUUGGGCCCUAGUCGAUGGCGUUGACCCUCCAGAGAAUAUGGUCCGUUGUGUCUCAAACAACUACUCCGCAUUCGCCUUCUGGCGCGCGUGGCACCGCUCAUUCAACCGCUGGAUUGUGCGCUAUGUCUACGUGCCCCUCGGCGGGGGAAGAGGCCGAGCACGCGGCGACGAUAACAAAUCAUCCUCUGUGCUCUUCGCCAAAGCUCGCCAGAUCUUCAACUUCCUCAUCGUCUUCACUUUUGUUGCGCUCUGGCACGACAUAAACCUCCGCCUCCUCAUGUGGGGGUGGCUCAUUACACUCUUCGUCCUCCCUGAAGUCAUCGCCACUCUUCUCUUCCCCACGCACAAAUGGCGCUCCCGUCCCAAUACGUACCGCGUCCUGUGCGGCAUUGGCGCGGUAGGGAACAUUCUCAUGAUGAUGAUCGCUAAUCUGAUUGGGUUUGCACUGGGCUUGGAUGGAAUCCAAGGCCUGCUUUCUGAGAUGCUGGGGUCUUAUUCUGGCCUGGUUUAUCUUGCUACUGCCUGUGCUGCGCUGUUUGUGGGAGUACAGGUUAUGUUUGAGAUUCGUCAGGAGGAGUUACGAGCUGGUAUCAACUUGAAGUGUUGA
Aspergillus alliaceus is the source of this 1896-nucleotide messenger RNA. Its product is annotated as putative glycerol:H+ symporter (Gup1). The transcript is spliced from 4 exons. The coding region runs from base 1 to 1896 and encodes 631 amino acids. The record is from RefSeq and is a predicted model, not a curated record. Lineage: Eukaryota; Fungi; Ascomycota; Eurotiomycetes; Eurotiales; Aspergillaceae. Gene Ontology annotation, cellular component: endoplasmic reticulum. Gene Ontology annotation, biological process: GPI anchor biosynthetic process.